UUUUGUCUUCUUUGACGUCUGGCAUUUGAUCAGACAAGUGCUGUUUAAAUACAGAGACAAGUUACAGUUCACCUGUUGGAAGAGCAGCAGUCGAUUUUCAGUCAUGGAAAGCUCACCGAGAACAAAGAAGAUUCGAGUAGCCGUGGUAGGGGGAGGACUGGUUGGUGCAUUAAAUGCUUGCUUCUUUGCAAAGAAGGGGUUCGAAGUGGACCUGUAUGAAUCAAGGGAAGAUAUUCGAAAAGCCAAAAUUGUCAAAGGACGAAGUAUAAAUCUGGCUCUAUCUUUAAGAGGGCGAGAGGCACUGAAAGCUGUUGGAAUGGAAGAUAAGAUUGUGAGCAAAGGCAUCCCAAUGCACGCCAGAAUGAUUCAUUCUCUUUCUGGGAAGAGGACGCCAAUCCCCUAUGGCAAGAAAGGACAGUACAUUCUCUCCGUGGACAGAGCUUACUUGAAUAAAGAACUUUUAACAGCUGCUGAGAAAUAUCCCAACGCAUCACUGCACUUUGGACACAAACUAUUGGAUUGGAGUUUGGAACCAAGGUUAAUGACAUUCCGCAGGUCUGAUGAAUCAACUAAGGAGGCAACAAGUGAUCUCAUUGUAGGUUGUGAUGGAGCCUUCUCAGCUGUCAGAAAACAGUUCAUGCGCCAGAGUCGGUUUGAUUACAGCCAUACAUACAUUCCCCAUGGUUAUAUGGAACUCACUAUUCCUCCAAAAAAUGGGAAAUUUGCUAUGGAACCUAAUUUUCUUCACAUUUGGCCAAGGAACACUUUCAUGAUGAUUGCUCUACCAAACCUUGACAAGACGUUUACAUGCACUCUUUUCAUGCCUUUUGAACAUUUUGAGGAAAUCACAACAGAGGAACAAGUGUUGGCUUUUUUUCAGAGAUACUUUCCUGACGCAAUUCCUCUUAUUGGAGAAAAUGCUUUAAAAAAGGAUUUCUUUCGCUUACCCGCACAAGCAAUGGUAUCAGUGAAGUGCUCUCCAUAUCACAUUGGAAGUCACUGUGUGCUGAUGGGAGAUGCAGCACAUGCUGUCGUUCCUUUUUAUGGGCAAGGAAUGAAUGCAGGCUUUGAAGAUUGUCUUGUUUUUGAUGAAUUGCUUGAAAAUUAUAACUGCGACUUGAGUAUUUGUCUUCAAGAAUUUUCCCGACUUAGAGUACCAGAUGAUCAUGCAAUAUCUGACCUGGCAAUGUAUAACUACAUAGAGAUGCGUGCCCAUGUUAACUCCAAGUGGUUCAUCUUCCGAAAGUAUCUUGACAUGACGCUUCACUACAUCAUACCCAACACUAUAAUUCCUUUGUACACAAUGGUUACAUUUUCAAGAAUCCGCUACCAUGAGGCAGUGAAAAGGUGGAAAUGGCAAAAUAAGGUCAUUAAUAGAGGAUUAGUACUUUUUGGAUUAUCUUCAGGACUUGGAGUGGCAUACUUGCUAUCAAAGCAUCCUCCCACAAGAAUGAAUAUUUAUCUAGACAGACUCCAGGACUUGACGGUGUUAAAGAAACUGCUGACGUCUUGGCAUUAGCUUGAACAGAGGCCCUCCUCGUCUUCCUCCUCCUCCUCCUUAUUAUACUUCUGUCAAGUGUCUCCACCAGGCUUCACACAGGAGCAGCAGCAGCUACAUGUUUUCAUUCUAGCUGAGCCCUCAACCAGAUAUGUUUAACUCAUACCUUCUUUUGUCUUUUCUACACUUAAAGAUGGCUGACGGUAUCUUGUUUCUCAAAGACGUUUGGCAAAGACAUGUAUCAUUUUGCCUUUUAUUUUCAUGGAGUACAUAAGAAGCAUGUUCUUCUUUAUGUCUUUUUACAAGUGUGGAGAUUCAUAAGCAGCAAUCUGUAUCUUCUUAUGCUCUUUGAUAACUGGCUGCCUCUGGUUAAUUAAUAAGAUAGAAUUAAAUCAACAAACCCCAAUUAGAUUUUCAUAGGGUAUGUAUCCAGUCUUGUGUUUAAUUACUCAUGAAAUCUAAAGCGAUACACAUGUUUGUGAACGAUUGCAUAGAAACAUGGAAAUGAGAGAUCUAGUUAACAUCCCCCUAAAAGAAAUAGCUUCUUACUGAUACUGAGGUUGGAAUGAAUAUCUUCAGGUGCUGGUGGAAUCCAGGAGCUAAGUUUACUCUUUACAGAAGGCUUUUAAGUUGGACAAAAUCCAGAAAGAUGUCACCUUAAGUGUUUAUCAGCUGAUCGUUUGAAGGAAAGGCACUGUUAUUUUUUAUGACACCUUGAUGGGACAUCCUAAAACAAUACAUUUUAAUCCUAAAUGAUAAUUAAAAAUUCAACUUCAGAGUAAAUCGUAUUUGUCGUAUUUUGAAUACUACAAUCAAAAAUGAUUAAAAAAUUAAGUUUUUAGUAAUAGCUAAGAAAAAAAACGAAUCUCAUAUUAUUAUGGAGAAUGGAGAUAGCAGUGUUUCUGAUAGAAUGACCAAUACUGGACAAGAGCAAAAAGUAUGAAAAAGUGUUCAUGAAAAAGCUCAUAAUACUUGUGUUGUAUAAUCCACCUGUCAGGUCAUCCAGUUGUAUGGUCACAAUAUGCAAAAUACACCAUUUUCUGCUAAUAUAUUGUUAAAUAAAUAUUUCCGGAAAAUUAAAGCAGUCCACAAACAAAAAACAUGUUAACACCGUGACCAGCAUAAAGGCAGGCGAAACAGUGCAACAUUUUGAGGUAACCCUGUAGUACUAAGGUGUCGUACCGUGUUAGCCAUUAUGAAUGUAGCGAGGAGUGAAGCAAAAUGACACCUUUUAUUAGCUAACUAAAAAGAUUACAACAUGCAAGCUUUCGAGGCAACUCAGGCCCCUUCUUCAGGCAAGAUGUAAUCAAGUUGUAACCCUGUUUAUUUCAGAACUCAAAAGAAAAAUGAUAGCAAAAAUAGUCCUGAAAGUAAAAUAACUCGGGAUCAAAAGAACAGAAAUAGCAGACAAUUAAUGUCCAACAAGCUCAAAUAACAGUCGUCUGAGCUCCUCUCUCUUCCAUGGACCUCUCACAAAAGACGUCACCUUUCCAGGGCUCCGCUUUUUAUGUCCCCGAUACCAGAAGGGGCGGGACUUCAGUUGGACUUUACUACCAAGCUUGGUUGCCUUCACUGGGCAUGUUUUCUGGGCUGUGGACAAAGAAGUGGAGGCUGUUAGCUACAGCGCCCCCUCUUGCCCGGGGAAUGGUGCUGCUUACCUUGGCUGAUCUUGUCAGGGAGCCCUCUGGUGUGCAUGCGUGACAACAUGAGGUAAUAAUUUUAAAUUGAAGACCCGCCCCUGCCUCUCAUUCAUUGGUCAAGAGUCCCGUCUUCAGCUUAAAUACUCAUUCCGGUGUGAAUUGUAUUUUCUGUAUGUGCGCUACUCUGACUUUCCAAAAGUACUUAUUUAGUAAUAUUUUUACAAAACAAAUCAUGCAGUUUGCAUGUUUUGAGCAGAUGACUGGAUACACUGGUCAACAAGCAUUUUGCUACUGAGAUUCUUUACCUGUACUUUAACAAAUUUCACUUGCUGACUCCAAAUCUGAAAACCGUUUUCGACCAGCACGUCCCGUUUUUUAGUUAUGGUGUUACAGGUCUUAGACAACUAGGGUGACCGGACAGUAAAGGCGAUGCAUUUCAGCAUUUAAGAAAUAAGUUUGGUUUCAAGAAAAGUGAAGCCAAAAUUAAGGAAAGUGUUUUUGUUGGCCCUGAAAUCCAUGAACUGAUGCUUGAUGAUGAGUUCAAAAAGAAACUGAAGCCCACUGAAUCAGCACCCUCAUUCGUGCAGGUUGUCCAGAAUUUUCUUGACAAGCACAGAGCAGAGAAUUAUACUGAGCUUGUGGAGGAUAUGCUGAAAGUAUAUUAGCUUACGGGAGCCAGAAUGUCACUGAAGACGCAUUUUUUUACAUUCUCAUCUCGACUUUUUUCCACCAAAUCUAAGCGAUGUCAGAGAUGAGCAUGGGGAAAGAUUUCAUCAAGAUAUAAAGGUGAUGAAAAACUGAUAUCGGGGAAAUUCACUCCGAGCAUGAUGGGUGACUACUGUAGGUUCUUGCAAAGAGAGACAGAUAUGCAGUACAAGCGCAAAAGCAAGUGCCUUAAACAUUUUUUGGCACACUGACGUCGCUUUUUUAUAUUGAGGUAAACUGAUAUAAAUAUACUUUUACGUGUCUCUGGUAUCGUCUUCUGGUUUGUUUUCAGAAUAAACACAUCAAAACAAUUUUGGUGGGACAAAGUCCAAACUCCAGAUAUCGUGUUGAUAUACUGUAUUAUAUUGAUAUUCAGAAGUGUCAAAACAUCAAUGAUGUGCAUCUCAAAAACCUGACGUGCUAGCUUCAUUCCGAUUUCAUAUAUGAAAUCAGUGUAAAAAACUUAAUAAAGAGCUGCUCUGAAUUGUCCAUGUUUGGUCACCAUAGACUCCCAUUAUAUAUAAAACUUGGUUAUCUCUGUUCUCCAUUAAAACAUGAGAUUAUUUUUUUGUAAUCUGCCAUCACUACUAGCCACAUGUGGUAAGUAAAAUAUUUUAAAAAUAUAUCAUUUUUGGGAAAAGUGUGAAUUUGAGAAACCGGAGUCUAUUCUGAAAACAAAGGGUAAAAGUCAAAACGAAUGAAUAUGAGUUUGGAUUCUGGUCUGUGUUCAUACACUAACCCACACUGGGCCAAUUUGAUUAAUAAAUCCACAAACUCACUACAAUCACUGAAGACAGGAAUCAAAGUUAAGCAAACUCAUUCAAAUUGCACAGACAAACAACAUCUGCCAAGGCCUGAGCUAACAUCCCGGUGCUGUAAGGCCAAGCAAGUAAAAAAAACAAACUUGUGAGACAUUUUGACUUGAUGUGUGGAUUACACAACAUGAAUUUAUUUUGGUUCUUCAAUCCUGAGGCAAAUUUUAAAUGGCAAAUUCUUUCUCCUGUUCCCAAUCACGAUUUCCACACAAAUCCAAUCAUUGUCCACACAUUUGAUUUUCUGAGCUCUACUGCCUUGUUUCUCAAGUAGUCAAAGUAGGCUCAAGUUUCUCAUCAAUCUGAAAAGCACAAGAUGGACAUUUUAAAAAUCUCUGAUGAUUUAUCGGACUGCAAAAUUAGCUUUUUUCCAUUCAGUAUUUCUUAGCAUGACUUGGUCUUGCGUCCCCUGUGACCCUGCUCAGGAUUAGGUGGGCUUUGAAAGUGGUAUGAUAUGUUUGAGUUACCCCGUCUUCAAACCCUUCACCACAAUAAUUGUUCACAAUGAAUGAAUGGAUUCUUCUGAUUCUGUUUUAGUAAAAAUCAAUCAUCUGAAUUCAACUUGUAAUGUAUUGUUUUUUGUUUGUUGUUUUCCAAAAAUGUUAUGCAAAGCUGCAAAGAGUGGAACUGCAGACUAAUUGAAUAAAAUUCCUUUUCUCCUUUUGAAAAUAUGAAUGAAAUA
Molecule: messenger RNA, 5337 nt
Organism: Erpetoichthys calabaricus (reedfish)
Lineage: Eukaryota; Metazoa; Chordata; Cladistia; Polypteriformes; Polypteridae
Product: kynurenine 3-monooxygenase
Exons: 15
Coding region: 104-1519 (471 amino acids)
Biological process (GO): L-tryptophan catabolic process; quinolinate biosynthetic process; NAD+ metabolic process
Cellular component (GO): mitochondrial outer membrane
Molecular function (GO): kynurenine 3-monooxygenase activity; FAD binding; NAD(P)H oxidase H2O2-forming activity
Source: RefSeq, a predicted model, not a curated record